AUGACCGACUCCCUCUCGCUCGGAUACUACCAACUGUUCCACAAGUACGCCGUUCUCGGAGACAAAAGAUGGCACUAUCUCGACAUUCCACCCACCAGUCCGAGCCCCGCUCUUCUUGGAUCCGGAAAGACCCUGAUGCUGUGCCACGGCUUCCCCGAUAGCUGGUAUGGAUGGCGAAAACAGAUUCCCAUACUGCGCAAUCUUGGCUACAGACUCCUAGUACCUUCCCAAAUGGGAUACACCCGGUCCGAAGCUCCCCUAUACCCCACACCUGAACCCAACGAAAAGGGCGAGUAUCCCGAGCUCGGUCUUGAGGAUGGAACCGACGCAUUGAAGGACCUGUACUGCUACACUGGCAAGUUCUACGCCCAGUGCAUGGACGAGCUGCUGACCCAGCUGGGUAUUCCCACGGUUACCAUCAUUGGACACGACUAUGGUGCCUAUCUGGGUCCCAAGCUGUACCUAUACUUUCCGCACCGGGUCGAGGCCAUUGCCACGUCUUGCUGGCACUACGUUCCUGCUCUGAAGAAGUUUUUUGCCAUCCCCGACUUUAUCAAGCUGGCUCCCUCAUUGUCCUACCAGGCAUAUCUUAUCGGAGAUGCUUCCAAGGACUUUGCUACCCGAGAGGGCAGUGAGCCGUUUCUGCGACAAGUUUUUGGCGGCGAGGGGUGGGGCGGCUCAGACUCCUCUGUCCAUAUGACCGAGCCCGAGUUCCAGAACUACAUGACCGAGUUUGCCACUGGUGGUCGCUUUCUGAGCUACAUGGUGUCCACCUACAAGGCUCGUCGACUGACGUUUGAGAUCGAAAAGCAGGACUUUUUGGACAAGGGCCGAACGCCCGAGAGCAUGCAAGUUGAUGUUCCGUAUCUCCAUGUCGGUGCUGAGCAGGACAUGGCCUUCCGGCCUCCGAUGAUCAAGAAUCUGCGAAAAUACGUCAAGCCGGGAAGGUUGGACGAGGUAUGGAUCGACGCUAGUCAUUGGCUCAUGUUCGAGAAGGCUGACGAAUUUAACCACGAGCUGGUCAAGUGGUUGGACAAGAUUCAUGGUUCCCAGUCGAAGUUGUAA
This is a messenger RNA of Yarrowia lipolytica CLIB122, 1065 nucleotides long. RefSeq lists its product as uncharacterized. Gene Ontology annotation, molecular function: hydrolase activity. Lineage: Eukaryota; Fungi; Ascomycota; Dipodascomycetes; Dipodascales. The record is from RefSeq and is a predicted model, not a curated record.